CUGACAACACUCAAACUGUUUGCUGUCAAAGCUGAAAUGAUACUCUUUACUCAUUGCGUAUGAAGAAAACCAAUAAAAACUUGUAAUUCAUCAAUUUGGUGUUAUUUCAUGACGAGCGUAUCAAACACAUAGAAUUCUAUUAUGACCUUUUUUAUUAAUGAGAUAUAAAAUACAGCAAGAUUAUUGAGUUCAUACAUAAGCUAUGUAUUCGUUCGAGGGAGACUUCAGGCGCAAGCCCCAGCAGAACUUGGCUGGCGCCAGCGCUCAGCGCAAGACAGACCGAGAUACUUUGAUACAGCAGUCACAACAACAAAGACAGAAAAGAGAGGAACACAGAAAACGCUUGAACAGUACAGUUAAAAUCCAAGCUUAUGUAAGGAGUUAUUUAACCAGAAAGCAUUGUAAACAGACUGAGAGGGACCAGUUUGAUAGCAUAUUCCCGAGAGUCAACCCAGAUGACCAGCAGAUGCUGUGUGCUCUUGUUGCUAAGAUACUGUUCUUUUAUGAUGAUCAACAGGAUUAUUCUAGACUGGUUGCAAUAUCACAACUGCUUCUGAAACAAUGGAAGAAAGUGUAUCAAAUAUUUGGUGCCUGUGUUCAAAUACGAAGAGUGUUAGCCUUACAUCUCCGUUUGUUACGAGAUAAUAGUGAGGUACCAUUGGCAGUACCUCUCCGAAUGUUCGAAGUGUUCACGUCUACGAACACUGCUGAGGCUUCCAUCAACUGUGACGAAGCCCUCAGUAUUGUGGGCAGCACAUUCUUAUAUCUUGUUAAAAGAGGUUAUUUCCAAGAUCUGUGUAAACUAAUGUGUGACAAGACGCCACCGCUAUAUGGGCCUUCGCCCAACCCGCCGACACCUCUCAGUGGAGCUCUCUUAGAUCUCAUACAACGACCACUCACUCUCAUAUCGCGCAUCAAUAUACCACAUUAUGAUGACAGCAUAAUGACAGCGUUCGCAUCAGCCUUCCUCUGCAACCCAUACCCGGAGCCGGUAGAGAUGUAUAUAAUCCCGGCGCUGGCGCACGAUCCCAGCAAGAAGUUCCCCUUCCUCUCGCUAGUGCAGGCGCUGCGGGAUGAUGCCAAGUUUACCAGUAGAGUGCUUAGUAAUGAUUCCUGGUUACUGCAUUCUGUGCUGGCGUUGGAACCUCCGGAUUUCGUAAACGUUGUACGCAACAUGGACAACUCAAGACUGCCGAACAAUCCUAUUGUUUUAGACUACUUUAAAAUUAUUGCUAAGUUAACUGUAAAUGUUUGUAAUAAGCAAAUUACCUAUGAGUAUGAAGACUCCUUGUAUAGCCAGGAGACUGUGGCUGAUAAAGAUGACGAUAGUGACAGUGAGAACGAACCCAAUCCUACGUCUGUUAGAGAACAAAUGUUGCUGACGAGAUGUAUAGAGCUUCUGAAUGAACCGGAACGUUGUGUGAUGACCACGUGCUCGCAGAUCACGGAGGCUGACUUGAGUGAGGAUUUUCUGGAUUGUGUGUCGGAAAUAUGCCAUAAUUUGUUGCUGAGUCAUAGGAUGGCGUUGCAUAAGUAUAGAUUACUAUACACGUUAGCGUUCAAGCCGAUGUUCCUCCGCGGCCUAUGGCUGUGGGUGUCCUCAAUGUCUCACUUGUCGUCGUUCGGCGGGCCGGCCACGCCGCUGCUGUCGGCUCUGUCGCGCGGGCUGGGCGCCGACGCGCAUGCGCUCAACGUGCACCGCCUACUGGCCCCGCUAGCUGUGUUCUGUGCCUUGUUCUCACUGUUGAUUGGAACGCUUCACGAUACGGAGUUCUGUAGAGACCCUGAUGAUGAGAAGAAGCUUAGUUUAGGCUUGCCACAACCGAUAACUCCCGCCGGUCGAGUCCACGCGUUCGAGUUCGGUGAACUAGGCUCACUAUGCCGUACUCUGCGUACGGUAUGCCUAGGCCUGGUCGAGCUGGCCUACCCGGAGUCCAGGCCGGCGGUCGCGGGCCACUAUAGAGACGCGGUACAUGCUGAUCAUAUACAGAUAUCUGGGAAUAAUCAGACGCCGGCGUGGUCGCAUUUGUUUAAGGUAUGCACAUCGCUCCUCCGCGCGCUAUACGCUCGCGACGGGCGGCUGCAGUUCGUGGGCGCGGGCGCGUGGCCGGCGGCGGGCGCCGUGCCCGAGGGCGGCGCCGCCGUGCUGCUGGUGGCGGGCGAGCGGGCCCGCCACAACACGCGACACCUGCGCCGACCGCCCAACCUUACUGCCGCGCUGGCGCUCUCACAUGAUGAGGGACCACCACUAACAAUCAAGGAACUUAGAACAGUCACUAUACUUAGAGAAAUUCCAUUCGUCGUGCCUUUUUCAACGCGUGUACUUAUAUUCCAAGGACUUUUAGCCAGAGAAAAACAUGACCAUUGGUACGAAAUGUCAAACUUCAACGAGGGGCCUUCAAUAAACAUUAGUGUUCGACGGACGCAUUUAUAUGAGGAUGCAUUUGACAAACUUAGUCCAGAUAACGAACCUGAUUUAAAACUGAAACUUAGAGUACAACUAAUAAAUCAAGCGGGCGCAGAGGAAGCGGGUGUCGACGGCGGAGGACUAUUCAGAGAGUUUCUUUCUGAACUACUUAAAUCAGCGUUUGACCCAAACAGAGGCUUAUUCCGGCUGACCAUAGACAACAUGUUGUACCCGAAUCCCGCCGUACAUUUGUUGUACGACGACUUCCCCAUGCAUUACUACUUUGUAGGCAGGAUGUUGGGCAAGGCGAUGUACGAGAACCUGCUAGUAGAGCUUCCCCUAGCAGAGUUCUUCCUGGGCAAGCUGUGCGGCUGCGGCGAGGCGGACGUGCACGCGCUGGCGUCGCUGGACCCCGCGCUGCACCGCGGCUUGCUGCUGCUGCGCGCGCAUGCUCGCCGCGACGUGCCCGAGCUGGGGCUGGACUUCACUGUGUUGACGGAUGAGCUGGGGGAGCAGAGGAUAGAAGAAUUAAAACCUGGUGGUGCAAACAUUCCCGUGACAGCUGAAAAUAGGAUAGAAUAUAUUCAUCUAGUCGCCGAUUAUAAGUUAAAUAAACAAAUAAGAUCCCAGUGCAACGCGUUCAAGCGCGGCCUAGUAUCCGUGGUAUCCGCGGAGUGGCUGCGCAUGUUCUCGUGCAGAGAGCUGCAGCUGCUCAUCUCUGGCGCCGAAGUGCCCAUAGACAUCGAGGAUCUCAAGAGAUAUACGCAGUAUGCAGGGGGUUUCUCAGCGCAGCAUCCAACAGUACAAUGCUUCUGGCGCGUGCUGGCGACGUUCACGGACGAUCAGCGCCGGCAGCUGCUCAAGUUCGUCACCAGCUGUUCCAGACCACCACUGCUUGGCUUUAAGGACCUGCAACCUCCCUUCUGCAUCCAAUCAGCGGGUGCGUCAGACCGUCUUCCAUCAUCGUCUACCUGCAUGAACCUGCUGAAGCUGCCGGAGUUCCACACGGAGGAGCAGCUCACCGAGAAGUUGUUGUACGCCAUACAGGCCGGCGCCGGCUUCGAACUUAGCUAGAGUACAAUCACAAAUACCACGUAUUUAGAUAGUUGUCUACUAAAUAUUUGGAGGUUUAUUGUUAGUUUUAUUUUCCCACUGUAGUAGUUCACUAACCACUAACAAAUCGCAUUUCUUGUGAUAAUAGAAUAUCCGAAUAUAUUUGAGAACUAUUGCGAUGUGGUUGUGUUUCUGUAAAUAAACGUUACCGUUAGUUAUUUUCUCGUGUUCUCUGUUUAAGAAACAUAUCUUGUGUAUUUCUAAUGUACUCAUCUUUUAUUCACAUUAAAUUAAAUUAUUUAUUUAUAACAAUUACUCACUUCUUCUAAAUUGGUAUUAUAUUUCUAAUUUAUGGAGCAUAGGGUGUGUUGAGGUUCAAUAGAUAAAAAUGUUAGUGCAAUGUUGUUACAUGUAAAUAAUAAAAAUUGUGUCGAAUUUAUACACUAGCUGUUCUAGAUUAGGUACCUGGGAUUGUGUAAAAGAGUAAUAAUAUUUUUAUUUUAUUGAAUUUUGUAAAUGUCCAAAUACAUGCGAUGGAGUGUCGUGCUUCCAUCGGUCAUUGUGAUGUGUGCCCGGUCUUGUACAAACUAUUCAGUCGUGUCAAAUUUGGGACUUUAUAUUUUAGUACCUAUUGAAUAAAGUUAUCUGAAUCUUGUA
This is a messenger RNA of Helicoverpa armigera (cotton bollworm), 4117 nucleotides long. Its product is annotated as ubiquitin-protein ligase E3C. Gene Ontology annotation, biological process: ubiquitin-dependent protein catabolic process; protein polyubiquitination. The record is from RefSeq and is a predicted model, not a curated record. The transcript is spliced from 21 exons. Gene Ontology annotation, molecular function: ubiquitin protein ligase activity; protein binding. NCBI's taxonomy places the organism in Eukaryota, Metazoa, Arthropoda, Insecta, Lepidoptera, Noctuidae. The coding region runs from base 203 to 3481 and encodes 1092 amino acids.